AAAACGCGGAAUUUCUUUUCCCCGCCCCUCGAAUUUCCACGUUCCACAACAAUUUUUUUGAAGGAAAAGAUAAUCCAAAGCUUAGGAGGAAUUCAUGGCGUGUUUCUUACAGGCGCCAAUGGCCUACGCAAUCGUGUCUUCAGCUUCAUCUUCUUCUUCUCGAGCGGUUCGAGUACCGAAGUCUUUGAAGCUCAGUGGCGGAGCUUUGGGUGCCAGAAACGCCGCAAAAAUCCACAUGCCUCCAAUAAGCCCUAAGGACCCAUUUCUUUCGAAACUAGCUUCCGUCGCCUCUUCUUCCCCCGAAACGCUUGUUAACAGCUCCGUUAAUCCCGAUACGCCGCGGUUUCUGGACUUGUUUGAUUCUCCCAAACUCAUGGCAACUCCAGCUCAAGUGGAAAGAUCAGUGUCAUACAAUGAGCACAGGCCGAAAAGCUCUCCACCGGACUUACCUUCAUUGCUUCUUAACGUGACAGCUUGUAGUUGCAGAACUAAUGUAUCUUCAAUGAAUGGAACCGAAGCAACCAAUCUAUCUUUACAUAAACUCUACGGGAACAACUCAUGAUGAUGGUGAAACGGUGA
Hibiscus syriacus is the source of this 579-nucleotide messenger RNA. Its product is annotated as ATP-dependent Clp protease proteolytic subunit-related protein 3, chloroplastic-like. The transcript has 3 exons. Bases 95 to 562 code for a protein of 155 amino acids. NCBI's taxonomy places the organism in Eukaryota, Viridiplantae, Streptophyta, Magnoliopsida, Malvales, Malvaceae. The record is from RefSeq and is a predicted model, not a curated record.